Molecule: messenger RNA, 1569 nt
Organism: Gopherus flavomarginatus (Mexican gopher tortoise)
Lineage: Eukaryota; Metazoa; Chordata; Testudines; Testudinidae
Gene: ARRDC4
Product: arrestin domain containing 4
Exons: 8
Coding region: 102-1355 (417 amino acids)
Biological process (GO): protein transport
Cellular component (GO): cytoplasm; plasma membrane
Molecular function (GO): ubiquitin-like ligase-substrate adaptor activity
Source: RefSeq, a predicted model, not a curated record
AGACGCAGCGGUGGGUGGGACUUUCCCCAGCUGCGUGCCGGCCGAGUCGGACGGGUUGAAAGCGACCGGCGGCGGUUGGUUUCCCCGGCAGCCGGGGGGCGAUGGCGGGGGGGAAGGUGAAGGCGCUGGCCCUAGUGCUGGAAGAUGAGGCCCGGCGGGGCGGCUACGCGAGCGGGGACACGGUGUCGGGCCAGGUGCUGGUGGAGCUGGCGGGGCCGCUGCUUCUCCGGGCCCUGCGGCUGGAGGCCACGGGCCGGGCCUGGGCGGCCUGGAGCAAGGGGUCCGCCCGGGUCUCCUCUGCCCGGGCCCGCGGGGGCGCGGGGCGGAGCGUCCCGGGGCCCCGGCGGGAGGCCGAAGUGCGGUACCUGGACAUCCGGCAGAGCCUCCUGCGGCAGCCCCCGGAAGGUGAAGAUGGCUUAUUCCUGUUAGAAGCUGGAAAACAUGAAUUCCCAUUCAGCUUUCAACUUCCACAGGAACCUUUGGUGACCUCUUUUAGUGGAAAGUAUGGCAGCAUUCAGUACUGUGUGAAAGCAAUUCUGGAAAGGCCUGUGGUACCUGAUCAAAGUGUAAAGAGAGAACUUCAGGUUAUCAGCCAUGUUGAUGUCAACUCGCCAGCUUUCUUGAUGCCUGUUUUGAGAAGCCAGGAGAAGAUGGUUGGCUGUUGGUUUUUCACCUCUGGUCCAGUCUCUCUGAGUACCAAAAUUGAGAGGAAGGGAUAUUGUAAUGAGGAAGCCAUACCAAUCUAUGCAGAAAUUGAGAAUUGUUCCUCUCGUUUGAUUGUUCCAAAAGCUGCCAUUUUCCAAACACAGACUUAUCUGGCCAGUGGGAAGACAAAGACUUUCCGUCAGAUGCUUGCCAAUGUACGAGGAAACCCUAUUGCUUCUGGGAGUACAGAUACCUGGAAUGGGAAAACUCUGAAAAUUCCACCUGUAACCCCUUCGAUUCUUAACUGUUGUAUCAUCAGAGUAGAGUAUUCUUUAGCUGUGUAUAUCCAUAUUCCUGGUGCUAACAAGUUGAUGAUUGAAUUGCCACUGGUAAUUGGCACAAUUCCAUGUACUGGGUUUUCAAGCAGGAACUCCAGUGCCGGCCAGUUCAGCGUGGACAUGAGUUGGUUGGCACUGACCAUGCCAGAACACCCUGAAGCACCACCAAAUUAUGCUGAUCUAGUAUCUCAGGAAGAAUUCUCUAGACAUGUUCCUGCUUAUUCACAACCAGUUGACUGUGAGGAACAAUUAUGUGGUCAUAUGUUUGCGUAUAUACAGGAGUUCCGGUUUCAGCCUCCACCUCUCUAUUCAGAGAUUGAUCCACAUCCUACUCAUAUAGAAGAGAGACAAUCUGUUUCAUUCAUGCUCUAAACAAUAUUUGAAAUAGCUGUAUUUGUGAUGAAAUUGAAUCCCUUAUGCUUCAACUGUUAGUAAAGCUAAAAGGAAACUGCUUUCCCAUUAAGAGCUUAAGUUCAGAAACAAAGUGCAGAGGCAAUUGGAGUUGGAAGUCUGAGCAUGCUUGGUGUUUAAAAGAAUCUCUUUUGGAUUAGUCUGCAUAGGAUAUGUGGAUGUCAAAUUAUGUGAC